AUGCUAGCUCCGGUGACGGGGCGCGCUAGCAUGGGGUACGCUAGUAUGAUGCUCGCCUGGUCGAAUCGGGCAGGUGGCUCUGCGUUGGCGCCGGCGCUGACCUCGGUCUCCAGCCAGCUUCGGCCGUUGCAAUUUUUGCCGUCAACACUGAAAAAAAAGGGCACCCGACAUAGCCGCCGCCGCCGCCAACAGCUCCAGAGCAAGCCCUGGGGCAUGGAAAAGAGAAGAACCUGGCAGCCGCACGUCGCCAACCCAGGCGGCCUGGCACGGCGGGACCUCAGCCGCAGCAUGGGCCAAACCACGGCACGGCGGGCUAGCCGCCUCCCCGCCGGCCCACGGGGUUUUGUCGAGAUGGGCAGGUCGAGCCGGUGCUGGUCCUUUCGCCCCCAAAGCCGUAGAGAAUGCACCACGGAUGGGGCACCCAUGCCCCCGCUUCCAGGCUUCCAAAAGGCCCAUCUUGACCGGGCUGGAUACGCCGAUAAGGCCGUGCACAAGAACGAGGGUGAGAAUGAAGGGGGGGCUUAUACCGAAGGCGCCGCAAGUCUCACCACGAGUCCCUUUGAUGGGAGACCGCUCCUCCCCCUCGGUGCGGCCACGGGCGAGGACAGCAGACCGCCCGGUGAGGUCUUUACAUGUGAGGGCGCCCACGAGCCACCCGUGGUCGGUCCGGCCUGCGGCGGUUAA
Molecule: messenger RNA, 684 nt
Organism: Gaeumannomyces tritici R3-111a-1
Lineage: Eukaryota; Fungi; Ascomycota; Sordariomycetes; Magnaporthales; Magnaporthaceae
Exons: 4
Coding region: 1-684 (227 amino acids)
Source: RefSeq, a predicted model, not a curated record